This is a messenger RNA of Acyrthosiphon pisum (pea aphid), 852 nucleotides long. It is a transcript of the gene cp57, whose product is annotated as cuticular protein 57. Lineage: Eukaryota; Metazoa; Arthropoda; Insecta; Hemiptera; Aphididae. Gene Ontology annotation, cellular component: extracellular matrix. The record is from RefSeq and is marked provisional.
AUCAGUGUGGUCAUUUUUUUUUAUGAAAACAAAUUUAUUUUAGAUCGUCACGUUUUUUAAUAGUGUAUCUACAUACGUACUAUACGUACCUACAACACAUUCAAAAUGGCUACAAAGUUGAUAAUGUUUGCCGCUCUGUUCGGGCACUUGGCCUUUGCUUAUCCACCUACCGAGUACAAAAGUUACGACGCCAGCCACUACGACGAUCACGCACCUAAGCCAUAUCAUUUCGAGUACGGAGUGAAAGAUCUUCACACGCAUGAUAUAAAGAGCCAACACGAGGUGAGCGACGGUCACGGUAACGUAAAAGGAUCGUACCGUCUCGUGGAACCCGAUGGUUCCACCCGCGUGGUCGAAUACACCGCUGACCAUGAACACGGUUUCAACGCUGUCGUCAAGAAGAUCGACGCACCCCAUCACCACGUCGAGUACUCCAACACUGCGGACCACCAUCAUUACGAGUCACUUCAUCCAUACAAACAUUUGUCGUACAACAAGUUUUAAUGAAAUUUAAACAAAAACAUCAAUAAUUAUAGGUACUGUCAAUGCUUGAAUUGUGAAAAAAUAGAAGGUGCGGGAAUGGAAAGGUGUAAAAAAAAUGUACAUACCCGAAUGUUUAAAUGUCUUAUUGAUUAGGAUAUAAUUUGAAGGGGUAUGCACUAAGCAUACAUUUAAAAAAAAAAAAAAUAGAAACUCCGUCCCCCCCUCUCAAUUCAAGCACUGAUUUUACUGGAAAAUGUGUUACCAAAUAGUCGCGUGGUUGAUGCUAUACGUAUUAUUUGGUAUAGGUAUAUGCACGUCAUUACUCAUUAUGUAUUUUUUUUAUUGAAUAAAACAUUCGCCAUUAUUACC